This is a messenger RNA of Linum tenue, 3337 nucleotides long. Lineage: Eukaryota; Viridiplantae; Streptophyta; Magnoliopsida; Malpighiales; Linaceae. The record is from the annotation of a GenBank genome assembly.
AAUGGAGAGUGACCAAACUUGAACUGUUUGAUUAAUUCGAGUGACUCAGAAUGAAAUUAAAUAUUUUUAAUGACCAUAUAUAAACGUUUUUAGUAGUUCGAGUAAACAACCAAUUUACCCUAAAUAAAAUCUUAGUAAUUCGGAUCGGAUACAAAAGUUUAUUUUCGGAAAAGUGGAAAAGCACAAAAUGCCUCAAACGAUUAAGGCUAAAUCCAGCCUAAAAAUCAUCACUUUCCGUCCACCAUUUGGGCAAUUUUCAUUUUGGAAUCGAACAUUUUCAUCCUUCUCUGCGUUUCACUGUGCCUGUGGCCAUGGCGGACGACGCUGGCGGUGGCACUGCAAGUGGAAGUAGCAGUAUUGUUAGUCUCUGCGGUGGUGGCUCCGACAUAAGCGGGAGGCUCGGUUCGAUGGACUCGGUGGAGUCACGGUGGGUCUUCCAAGACGACGACGACGACUCUGUCUUUGACGACGAGGAUGGUUUGCAGCAUCGCCGCACUGGAUUGGAUUCCGAGGACGACGAGGACGAAGACGACAAUGCGGAGCAGUGUCUGAUCCGCACCGGGCCGCGGAUCGAUUCCUUCGACGUUGAAGCUCUUGAGAUCCCAAGUGCCCAGCGAAGUGAUUACGAGGACUUCAGUGUGAGCAGGAAGAUUAUUCUUGCUUUUCAGACACUUGGUGUUGUAUUCGGCGACGUCGGAACGAGUCCUUUAUAUGCAUUUGAUGUGGUGUUUACAAAAGCAUACAUAAGUGGAGAAGACGAUGUUCUUGGUGCAUUAUCAUUGGUCCUGUACACGUUAAUCUUGGUACCUCUUGUCAAAUAUGUCCUUGUCGUGCUUUGGGCAAAUGAUGAUGGCGAAGGAGGUACUUUUGCCUUGUACUCAUUGAUCUGCCGGCAUGCUAAGGUUAGUCUCCUUCCGAAUCAGCUCCCAUCAGAUGCUCGUAUUUCAAGCUUCCGGCUGAAGGUCCCAUCCCCAGAACUGGAGAGAUCAUUAAAAAUCAAGGAAAGACUAGAGGCAUCACUUACAUUGAAAAAGCUGCUUCUCAUCUUGGUGCUUGCUGGUACUUCGAUGGUGAUAGCUGAUGGAGUAGUUACACCAGCGAUGUCAGUGAUGUCAGCUGUUGGUGGUCUAAAGGUUGGUGUAGUAGCUGUCGAGCAAGACCAAGUGGUGAUGAUUUCCGUUGCCUUUCUUGUAAUUUUGUUUAGUGUACAGAAGUUUGGUACAAGCAAAGUGGGACUUGCUGUAGGUCCUGCUUUAUUUGUAUGGUUUUGCUCUCUAGCCGGCAUUGGGAUUUAUAAUCUUGUCAAAUAUGACAGCAGUGUAUUAAGAGCAUUUAAUCCUGUUCACAUCUAUUACUUCUUCAAGCGGGACACAGCUAAGGCCUGGCGUGCUCUUGGAGGUUGCAUACUAUGUGCAACAGGUUCUGAAGCCAUGUUUGCAGAUCUUUGCUAUUUUUCUGUUAGAUCAAUCCAGCUUACUUUUGUAUUUCUGGUGUUACCUUGCCUUUUGCUGGGGUAUUUGGGUCAAGCUGCAUAUCUUAUGCAAAAUCAUACUGACAUUCUGGCUGAACAGGCUUUCUUUUCGUCAGUUCCAAGUGGGGUAUUCUGGCCUAUCUUCCUUAUUGCUAAUGUUGCUGCAUUAAUUGCUUGUCGAGCAGUGACAACAGCUACAUUUUCUUGUAUAAAACAGUCAACAGCACUUGGUUGUUUCCCAAGACUUAAGAUUAUUCAUACUUCUCGAAAGUUCAUGGGUCAGAUUUAUAUUCCAGUCAUUAACUGGUUUCUAUUGGUGGUGUGCAUAUUGUUCAUCUGCUCCAUUCAAAGCAUCACUGAGAUGGGAAAUGCGUACGGUAAUAUAUCCUUACUGCCAACAUUUCUUGUCUUCCAACUAGGGAUUGCUGAGCUUGGGGUCAUGAUUAUGACAACCAUUUUGGUGACAAUUGUUAUGCUCCUAAUUUGGCAGAUCAAUAUCUUUGUUGUGCUCAGCUUUCUUACGAUUUUCCUAGGGAUUGAAUUGACAUUUUUCUCAUCGGUUUUAUGGGGUGUGGGAGAUGGAAGUUGGAUAAUAUUGGUGUUUGCUGGAAGUAUGUUCCUUAUCAUGUAUAUUUGGAACUAUGGGAGCAAGCUCAAAUAUGAAACUGAAGUGAAGCAGAAGCUGUCAAUGGAUUUGAUGCGGGAAUUAGGGUCCAACUUAGGAACAAUUAGAGCCCCUGGAAUUGGCUUGCUCUACAAUGAGUUGGUGAAAGGAAUACCUGCUAUAUUUGGCCAUUUUCUGACAACUCUUCCGGCGAUUCAUUCAAUGAUCAUAUUUGUGUGUAUAAAGUAUGUUCCAGUCCCAGUUGUCACUCAGAAUGAACGGUUCCUUUUCAGACGUGUCUGCCCAAAGAACUACCACAUAUUUCGUUGUAUUGCCAGGUAUGGCUACAAAGAUGUGAGGAAAGAGAACCACCAGGCGUUUGAACAGCUGUUGAUUGAGAGUCUGGAGAAGUUUAUCAGGAGGGAGGCUCAGGAAAGGUCGUUAGAGAGUGAUGGGGAUGAUGAUAUGGAGACAGAAGAUGAUGAUUACUCAAACAACAAGACAAGAGUCCUAGUUGCUCCGAAUGGAAGUGUUUAUUCACUUGGCAUGCCCCUACUGGCUGAGUUCCAGGAAACCUGCAACAACAAAAACCGUGGUUCCAUUGAGGCAAGCACUUACUGUUCUUCUCCUGAGGUUUUUUCGAAAUCAGAGUCGUCGACAGAUCCAUUUGAUCCUGAGCAGAGUCUUGAUCGGGAGCUAUAUUUUAUUAGAAAAGCUAAAGAAUCAGGGGUUGUGUAUCUUCUGGGCCACGGAGACAUUAGAGCAAGGAAGGAUUCCUGGUUCAUCAAGAAGCUAGUCAUAAACUACUUCUACGCUUUUCUGCGAAAGAACUGCAGAAGAGGGAUAGCCAAUUUGAGUGUCCCUCACUCUAAUCUGAUGCAGGUGGGCAUGACUUACAUGGUCUAACUUGGUUAUGGAGUUUUUUUCACCAAGUGACUUGAGUGGUUGGUUCGAAUUGUCACACUUAUUAGCAUGUUCAAAUAGUUAUGUGCUAAUCAAUGAUGAUUCGUAGUGUGUGUGUGGGUUCUCCAUUAUUUUAUUAGACUAUCUGGACUAGGGAUUACACGCGAUUGCUAACUGCUGCUGGAACUGUCACCCAUUUUCUCUUUCAGCAUGUUUUGAUAUUGGUAGGUCAAGAGUGUCUUGUAAUUGAAUGGAAGCCGCUUGUGGCUGAAUGACCCGUUUGUAAAAUCAGAUUUCAUCAACAAGUUACUAUUUCAAGUAGAGGAUAAUUGAAUACAGGCUGCUAUUUUCACGGUAGA